AUGGCGCACUACCUAUUCGGCGAGCAUCGGCCUUUGAUCGGCCGGGAGGAGUUCCUGUGCCGUGGGUACCCCGCCGAGCUGCCGUUGCGUGGCCUGUCGGACCGGCAGAUGAGGCAGCUGGCCGCCAAGAGCGCUCCGCUGCCGCUGCUGGGCGCAGCUUUGGCGGCGUUGCUGUCAAUGGCCGACUUCAGCCACAGUUCGCUGGCAAGCAUCCCGGGCUACCAGCACCUGGCUGCCCAGAUUGGGCACCUGCAGCUGCCGCAGGUGGACUCGGCGGGGUUCGCCCAGCGGGUGCGCAACGAAUUCCGGCCGAUCCAGUGA
Messenger RNA from Effrenium voratum, 321 nucleotides. Lineage: Eukaryota; Dinophyceae; Suessiales; Symbiodiniaceae. The record is from the annotation of a GenBank genome assembly.